Pieris macdunnoughi is the source of this 2742-nucleotide messenger RNA. NCBI's taxonomy places the organism in Eukaryota, Metazoa, Arthropoda, Insecta, Lepidoptera, Pieridae. The record is from the annotation of a GenBank genome assembly.
AUGUCGCAGACACUGGGUAUGGGUGGGGAGAGGCGGUAUUCGGUGCCCUCCAACCCAAUGCUGCACGACCCUCGCGGCAUGCACUCCGAGGACUUGCACGCCUGGUCUAUUUACAGGCAAAACCUAAAUUCCGACUUUACUGACAGCGCCCUCGGUAGCACGGACAAAAGUCCGCUACCAUAUGGAAACUUCCAGCUUCGUGAUACCACUGUGCAGUCAAUAUUGUCCCACCCAAGAUAUGGACCAAAAUCAGCACUGGGUUCCAAUAUGUACACUUACCUCAAGUUCGGCCUACCGCGCGUAUUCCCACCAAAUCAUAACGGAUCACAGCGUUCUGGAACGCCAAAGCCAAAAACCUCAAUUGGGAGUGGAAUGAAAUCUGUUCCCAGGAUCCAGAGACAAAGCAGAGGCGUGAGAGAAACGUCGUCUGGUUAUGACAGUUCAGACAACGAAACCUCAACCAAUUAUAAAUACAAUCGGAAAUACCGCUCGGAUCCAGACUUCCGGUUACAGAAUAUGCAACAGUCUUAUCAGCAUGCCACUGGAGUGCCAUUAGUCGCGAUGCAUCAAGCUGGUAUAAGAGAAUCGCAAUGGGGGACUUCGAAGCAUAAAUCAGUGAGUGAAGCGAACCUGCUGGGUAUUGAUGCGCGUACGCAUCGCUCUUAUACAAACAGACGGAACAGCGUCGCUGAUUUUGUACCGGAUAAUGAUCAUCAGAGCUAUCUGAUGCCAGCCUCUCAUCUGGGCGGUCGUAUGUCGAAGGCCGGAAGCCAUAUGUCUGUAGCUCACUCCCGGAAGCAUUCCACACUUAGGCCUGGUGACCACCUUGAUGGCUAUACCCACUCCGCGUAUAUAUACCCUAAUUAUUAUGUAAACAGUUUAGAAAUAACGUCACCCGAAAACAAAUCAACGCUGCUUGUCUCAGGGUUGAGUUUUGAGGUGAAGUCUGGAGAGAUAUUGGCGGUUUUGGCGACUUCUCAGUGCGAGGCCACUGGGCUCUUGGACGUUUUGGCUGGGGCUAGAAAGAAACUAACGGGUGACAUAGUCUUAAAUGGUCAGCCGGUUGCGUCUUCAACUCUUCGGAAAGUAGCAGCAUAUGUCCGUAAAGACACGUCCCUAUGUCCCUCUAUGACCGUGGAACACACUCUACGGUUCCAUGCCACCUUACGCACGCCCAGACAUAACAUGAACCAGGUCAAAAUGGAUGAUCGAGAUCGGAUAAACCUUCUGAUUGAAGAGCUAGGAUUGGAGCAAGUAAGAGAUACAAACGUAUCACGUCUAACUCGUUCUGAAGUCCGUCGUCUGAAUGUCGCGUGUCAGCUCUUACUUGACAUGGCGAUAUUGAUUUUGGACCAACCCACCAAGGAAAUGGAUAUAUUCGACACGUUCUUCCUCGUUGAAUAUUUGAGGAAUUGGGCUAGUACCGGUCGUGUCGUUAUUAUGUCGUUACACCCUCCUACAUAUGAGAUCUUCGCUAUGUUGACUAAGGUGGUGUUAAUAUCAGCUGGUCGCACGAUGUUCAGCGGUUACAGAAGAGACAUGUUGCCAUAUUUCGCCUCAAUAGAUUAUCCUUGUCCUGCCUUCAAAAACCCCUCGGACUACUACUUGGACCUCGUAACAUUAGACGACCUAUCAGCAGCCGCCAUGCUGGAGUCAUCAGGUCGAAUUGAGGCUUUGGCUGGAGUAUUUGCAGGCGCUCAUUCCGCCCCAGAACCACCAGCUCCUGUUCCUCUACCAGCACCUGUCUCACGAGCCAAUGUUGCCGUCCAAGCAUUCGCUUUACUUGAAAAAACUAUGUUAUAUACGCAAAUGACAACGCUAUCUAAUGUCAUCACUCGAGUGCUCAUUGCUGCUGUCAUGUCACUCAUAAUUGGCACUAUCUUCUGGGAUCUACCUUCCACAGAUCCAAAGCUCACCCAAAAUGACCGUGUAGGAUUCCACUACGCAACAAUGUGUAUAGCUGCAUGGCCCAUAAUUCUAUGGAUGAGUGCUAGAGAAGCAAGUUCUAUGCGGCGCUAUGUCGAACGAGAUAUCGCUGUAGGCCUGUAUUCUAGGACCAUGUUUAUUUUGUUCGAUCAAUUUUUAGAGCUCUGGUCAGCGAUACUGACAUGGCUGGCGUAUUUGGUGCCAAGCUACGCGAUGUCAGGAUUGUAUGCGCAAGCGCCGGGCACAUUCGACGGGUUCUACGGUUAUUUAGGUUACACGGUGCUAUAUCUAAUAAGCAUACAAAUGCUAUGUCGUGCGUCAGUCUUCGUCAUACCGAUGGAGAAGACGGCUUCCAUCAUAUCCGGUUUCUGCCUAUUGCUGAGUACCCUGGUCUGUGGAGUUACCCUGCAUGAGCAGGACCUGACGAUGUUCACAAAGUGGCUGGAGUACGUGUCUCCAGCGAAAUGGGUGCUACCUGAAGUUCUAAGGAGGGAGCUGAGCGAAACUGCUUUGAGAAGUAGCAUCAGCAAGGAUCUUAGGUGUAAUAAUAAACAGAAACAACGUCUCGACAUAGUUGUUUAUUCUCCGCCCUGUCCACCCCCAAAUGGCACUCAAGUACUGGCAAACUAUGGUUAUUUGCGGACAAAUCGACUAUGGGAGGAGACCGAAGACAGUUUUCUAAUAUCAUUAGCAGUUUUCUAUGCGGUAUUCGCUCUAGUCGCUAUUAUUGCAUUUGUUUUUGAUUGCACUAAAUAUGCGAAGUCUAAAGAUAGAUCUGCGUUGAAAGGUCACAAAGUUACGGUAAACACACCGUGA